GGAUGUGCCUUCCAAUGGCAGUUAGCCUAGCAAGUGUAGUCCCACGAAGGAGUGAAAUGCGUGUAACAUCACGUGCUCAUGGUCAUAAUUAAAUUAUUGUUUUUCCACGUGACGAGCACCACCAGGUACGACCCAGUACAACGCGAUACCACCGGGUCGGCCUCGUCAGGCCUAUAUAGCUGGAGUCAGCAAUGUGCUUACAUUCCAUUUUUCAAACGGCACCCAGCAUGAUGGACCAUACAUUCCGUAAGGUUGACCAUACACUUUGUCUUUGAGGGAAAUUUUGUAUUGCUUAAGCAAAUCCACCGACUAAAUUCCCAGGAUGAUCUUAGGCGGAACUCAACGUCAUCUGUUGCUGCUCAUGGUGAUGAGCUUUCUUACUUACAAGGGUGUAGUCUGCGGGAUGUCUGAGAAAGACUCUUUUUGCGAGCCCAUCACCCAACCCAUCUGCACAGGCUCCCGUGUCAUUCACCGCCAUACAGCCACACCAAUCACUGUACCCACUCUGGCCAGCAAUGAUGGCUCUAGCAUUGCCUAUCACACCCAGAAGGAGGCCGCGGCUGAGAUCCGCAGGUACCGCCCCUUGCUGGACAGGGCCAGGAGUUGUAGGGAGUUCCUGCGCCCCUUCCUGUGUGCUGCCUACCUGCCAGCCUGCAGUCCGGCGUCCACUGAACCCAUCCCGCCCUGCCGUGACCUGUGUGAGAGGGCAUGGGGGAGGUGUCGUCGGGCCAUGAGGCAUCUUGGGCUGACCUGGCCUGGGAUGCUGGAUUGUGGGAAAUUUCCAUCAUGGGAAGAGAACCCAAGCUGCUUGUCAGCCCUUAACAUUGGUCCGCUCGACGUCAUGUCUCACCAACCAACCAUGGUCAGCGUGCAGUGUUCCUAUGACCUCUCACCUUCAGCGCUACCCCAGUGGCUGAUGCCAGACGGCACACCGGUAUCAGAGGAUCCGAAGCAAUCAGUCUAUUUUGAGAGCAUCAACAAAAGGGUCGCAAAUCUUUUCAUUCGAGGUUUUGUUGACUCACAGCAUCGUGGAAACUACACCUGUAUUUCUGAGGACAGAGAAUUUAGCCGAAGGAUUUCCUUGGACAACAUUUUUGAACCUGUCCCAGCAAACUUCUCGUGUGAAGCAAUCACAGUUCCUUACUGCGUCAACCAAGUCACGUACACGCACGCCUCUUUGUCAAACUCCACUGGCUUCGUCUCGCAAUCGCAAUUAGACAUUUUCAUUGAGGAUGUCUUGAAACCUGGGAACUGCUCUCCUCACCUUCCAAGUUUUCUCUGCAGUUACCUACUCCCAAAGUGUGAUGCAGACGGAGUUCACCAUGACAUCCAACCCUGCAAGGAGCUCUGCUUGAAAGUCUUCUCUGACUGUGAAGAAUUUUCGGUUCUUAUAGGGAUGGGGGGACUCCCAGCACCAUGUGAAAGACUCGUCCAAAGUGGGCAGGGCCGUGAAUGCUACAACGGUGUGGAGGUCGGGCCAGUCGAAGUCCUUACCAUUCCCGUGGUAGGAAAGCAGGUCAAGGUGGAAUGCCAGUACUCAGCAAGCAGUCCAGCCCAGUGGCUGGGGCCUGGAGAUCUGCCCCUAGCCAUUGGUGGGCGCUUUGAAGUCGAAGAUGUAGACUCCCACACCAGCCGCCUCAUCAUUAAUAGCCUCCGAGUGGAAGACUUUGGCAUCUAUACCUGUACUGAUGGCUCAUUCUCACAGACUGUCAACAUCACGAACAUAAGCUUGUCACAAGAGGCAGUUCCACCUUCCUGUGUUGAGGUCCAAGAUGCAACCUGUCUCCCCCAGCUUGGCUACAGCAUGACUUGGAGACAUGACUUGUACAACCCAAGCACAUCCCCAAGGGCAAGCUCCAUCCCAGAGAUGCUGGAAGCUAAGCACUGCUCCCCCUAUCUGCAGAUGGUAGCCUGUGCCCACCGCUACCCAGAGUGCAUAGAGGGAGCAAGCCUGGAGCCGCCUGCACCAUGCCGUGAGCUCUGUAAGAAGGUUCAAGCCGACUGCAGGGAAGCGUUGCAUGAGCUGGGUGCGGACCUGGGCUGUGAGGACCUGCCGUCGCAAAGAGACAACAACUGCUUCAGCGGUGUGAAGAUCGACCCUGUUGGGUAUCAGCGAGUUGGCGCGGUCAUAAAUGUUGAAGUCAACUGUACCUCGCUGCUUCCAAAGAGGAGGAGCCCCAGGUGGAAACUACCCAACGGCAAAGUUAUACCAACAGGACGAUUGUCAUCGUCAUUUGUCACGGAGACACAGCGUCUUGGCCCCAAGACCACCAAGUUGGGCAUUAAUACCUUUCAAGAGGAGGAAGAUGCUGGUGACUACACAUGCGUAGUGGACGGUCUGCAGAAAUCUGUGACGCUCAGCAAGGAUCUGAUACCCAAAGUUCCAGGUACAUGCCAGCCAAUCACCGAAGGCUUCUGUAGUGAAGGGGUCGGUUAUACACAUGCCUAUUUCCCCAACCAACUUGGCCUGGAAUCGGUAGCUGAGACGGUGCACCUGCUACAGCAGAUGAGCUCCCUCGACCUCAACAGCCUGUUCUGCAGUCCCUACGCCAGACCACUGAUCUGCACCGUGUACUUUCCCCCCUGCGACCCGGAUGCGGAGGUCCCGGCCCCCCUGUACAAUGCAUCCUGCCGGGAGCUAUGCCAGAGAAACACCGGUGCAUGCAUGCAGUCCACAUCAGGGAGGCGGAUGUUCAGAUAUCCAGACUGUGGAAUUUUCAGCCCAGCCACAGGAGAGGUCCCUUGUUAUGAUGUGGAUGAGAUAACUAUCACCACUCAAGAAACACCUGACAAUUCCUCACUGUACAUCGUGGACUGCAGCUACAUCCUCCUUCCUGAAUACCAACCAGUCUGGUAUCUACCAAAUGGGGAGCCAGUCCAAACUACAGACCCAACCUCUCGUCGGCGAGUCCUCAAUCUGUCACCCACAGUCAGCCGUCUGUACAUCAGUGACUUCACCAAUCACCAGGAUGCAGGAACGUACACCUGUUCUAGUCGGUACUCAAACCAGACCAUCGUGUUGGGUGAUGUUGACGCGGUCACCAAACCAGAGCUGACCAUUGUGGUGCUUUUGGACGAUUACAGCAAGAUAGUGGACUGCACCUACAACCUUACCCCCGGUCAUCAGCCCAUGUGGUUGGAUCUGUAUGGCAGGGAGGUUCCUUUUGAUUCAAGGCACAACAUCCAUGCCAUCAGCAUGUCAGAGACUGUCACCCGAUUGUUCAUUGCUUAUGCAUCUACUGUCCGAGGCACCUACACCUGUGUUGGGUUGCGCGAAUCUUUGACGGUGUACUUGUUCUAGAGGGGGCUAUUGUUGAAACCAAUUCCCUCACUCCAAGCAAAUCUUUGAAUGUAAGGCAGUAAACAGACUCUGAGUCUUGUGUUCACACCCAGUUGUGAUUUAACACAUGCAUCAUGUAAAAAUGGCCAAGUAUUUUACAGAGCCUUCCUAAGUUGUUGGAACUUAAAAUGACGUCAUUUUCUUUAAACUCCAUGUUGCUGUCACUAGCCAGCGACAUUGAUUGUGGUAAUGAGAAAGUUAUAUUUAGACAGCUUUAUCUUAUUGGCAUGUACUCUUAAAUCAAUUUUUUAGGCCAUUUAUUCAGUCAGUCUCCUGUUAUUAAUUUGUAAAGAAGUGGAAAGAAUGUGUAGGCCUAGAGGUGUAGAUUGGAGGUGCAUGUACAUGGAAGCAAUCCUCUUUUGGAGCAAGUGUCGGCUCUGUGAGGAGUCAGUGUCAGCUUUUCAAACAGUGUGCACUCACUACAUGCUGUUCAUCUUGCAAUGUGCAUCGUGAGUCUUCAGGAAAGUGAAGAUCCAUGUAUAUCCCAUCAACAAUGUUUUAACAUUCUGAGGGAGGGUUUACACACCAAGUGGCUUUCUCUACAAGAUUUCAGUUUGUGAAACAAAAGUAUGGCACAGGCUAAGCACUAGCCUAACUGAGGUAUGAAAUGUGCUUUUGAUCAACAGAAGUAACGAUUACCACGAGUUCUGUGAAUAGGCCCCUGGUGAUUUCACAUUGAAAUGUCACGGUAGGCCUGCAUAUGCUGAGGGGUCAAGAUCAUUAGGUCCUCUGGUCCACAAAAUGGCUAUUGUUGUGAAAGGUGUUAAAUUAUACAUGUAUACCUUGACUAAAAAAAGUGAUGCAUGUUUUCUUUGAUUUCUUGAUUAGCUAUGUUGACAUUAGAAAAACAGGUUUUACUUUUGAACCUAUACUAUUGUAUCAGUUUACCCAUAGCGAAGAGUAUAGCAGCAUAAAUCCCUUUUCCGGGAAUUGAAGAUUCAGAAAACAAUCUGCAAAGGUCGGUUUCACCCUGAAGUUAGAAUGAAAAGUUCCCUAUUAACUUUAUACACCAAGAAUUUAACAAACCGAAGGUUGAUUUGUUUUUAAGAAAUUCCCAAAGAAAAACUCACCUAGUUGAGAAAAAGAAGAAGAAAGUACUAAUAAAGAUUUUCUUCUGAAAUACAGGACUCAGAUUUGUAUUCCUACACUGAUUACCACAUUAAAACAUUUACAAUACGGUUGACAACAUUUUUGUGGCAAGAUCUUCUCAGUUACCCUUUGUGAAAAAAGAGUUAUUGUUUCGUUUGCAGUUACAAGUUUGGACAAGGGUACAGUACCUCGGUACAGUUCACAACACUCUAAAAACAUACUUAUUUGGUUUCAUUGCUGAAGCAAAUGUAUUACCUACCACCUCCAUGGUAUUGCCUUCCAAAUCGCUGUCAAGAACGAAAUUGGACGGAACGGAAAAAAUAUUCUUAAACUUUUGAGAAUCAACUUGUAAGUGACCUUUGUAACGGUAGUUCUUUAUCUGCGGUACGAUUAUUUGAUUUUUUUAAUACAAGGAUCUGGUCUGGCAAAUUCUUCAAGUUUGAUUAAAAUACCUUAUGUUAUAAUGGUUUUA
Messenger RNA from Acanthaster planci (crown-of-thorns starfish), 4901 nucleotides. RefSeq lists its product as uncharacterized. NCBI's taxonomy places the organism in Eukaryota, Metazoa, Echinodermata, Asteroidea, Valvatida, Acanthasteridae. Gene Ontology annotation, biological process: canonical Wnt signaling pathway; non-canonical Wnt signaling pathway. Gene Ontology annotation, cellular component: plasma membrane. The record is from RefSeq and is a predicted model, not a curated record. Gene Ontology annotation, molecular function: Wnt-protein binding; Wnt receptor activity.